CGCUCCUAAAACGGACACAUUGCACCGUUCGUCGUUGGUAGUCGAAUCGCAUAGACGUAGCGCAGUGUGAUAACAGUAGAGCGGUCAAGGAGGUGGUCGCUGUAGAAGAACAAAUAGGAUCCGAAGGCGAGAGCAAAUCGUGAGGUCAGCCCACCCUUAAAGAAGGAUUAUGCACCCUCACCUCGCCAACGACAAGAAGUUGCAUUGCGGAGAGCUAAUUCAACGGCUCCAAGAAUGUCACGAGCACGGCUUUUGGAACCGUCUCCUCGGAUCUUGCAACGGCAUUAAAGAAGAGCUGAACCAAUGCCUCCGUGAAGAGCGCAUUGCCCGUACUGCGAGAAAUCGCGAGGAAUCGCGAGCACAACGUGAAAGGACCCGCCACCUCUGGAAAGCCAUAGAAGACCAAAGCUAGCUAGCUCUGAGGCGUGUUCGAGAUCUGAAUUAUUCG
Messenger RNA from Acaromyces ingoldii, 448 nucleotides. RefSeq names its product UPF0287-domain-containing protein. Bases 170 to 412 code for a protein of 80 amino acids. Lineage: Eukaryota; Fungi; Basidiomycota; Exobasidiomycetes; Exobasidiales; Cryptobasidiaceae. The record is from RefSeq and is a predicted model, not a curated record. The transcript has 4 exons. Gene Ontology annotation, cellular component: mitochondrion.